Molecule: messenger RNA, 600 nt
Organism: Mesocestoides corti
Lineage: Eukaryota; Metazoa; Platyhelminthes; Cestoda; Cyclophyllidea; Mesocestoididae
Source: the annotation of a GenBank genome assembly
AUGGGCCUCAAAGUGGCUACUGGGUUUCUCGGUUUCGUCCUCAUUCAGAUUGUGGCUGCUUCAUACGACGAGUAUGGUGAUGAGCAAGUCGACUUUGAAUUAUCGCCCCCUUUCCUGGGCCCCUGUAAAAGGGUUAUCACUGCCAUGGAUUGUGGAAAUUGGACUUGUCGAGCUGAAGCGGAGCCCGGUGACUGUGUAGAUCUGUUUAGAGAAUUUCAGACACUAGUCCGUAGAACGUACCCAAAAGAAGAUCCUAAUUGCGAUCAAAGAGAGACCAUUUGUGUGAGGAUUGUGGAUUACACUGGUGUCUCAAUAAGAGGGACACUUAAAAACCUUCCAGUAAUCGUUAAAGCCAGACGAUGGUCUCCACUGGGAGUGUUUAAGUGGAUCUUCGGUAGCAGUGAAGCAAAAACAACCGAAUCCGCUGCAGAAACCACAGAAGAAACUGUUUACCCUGACAAGUACACAACACAAUCCCAUGAAACAUCUCCCGAUACCCAUGAACAUUUCACGACAUCAGGAGAAGUUUCUGUCUCCGAGACAACUGUCGACGCUGGUUCUGCAGACGAAUCCACGGUCGGACCAGAUGAACAACCAGUG